AUGGCGCACUCCCGAACGCACUCCGUCGACACGGAGAUGCACGAACUCAACCAGGAGGCUGACUAUCUCGAGGAGAAGACUCAUAUCGUCCCAGGCUCCAACGGUAGCGAUGCGAAGCUGCAGAGACAUGAUAACGACCCUGAUGCACAGGCCAUGGUCGUCGCGUCACUUCGGUCACAAAUCCAGGAUCUCUUCUCGCAGGUCUCCCAGCUCAAUAGCAAGCUGGUGAGCUCGUAUGACAGGGUGUCUGACCUCGAGGAUGAGCUGCAUGUUACCUCAGCGAAUCUACGUUCGACGACACUCAAGGUCUCAGAGCUCGAGCUCGAGCGUUCGCAGCACCUCUCCGCUCUCAGCACAGGGCUGCUCGUCGAGAAGGAUCAUGUCACCACCGAGCUUAAUCGACUCAUGGAGAAGGCGACCGAAGAGGCGGCACAACGAGGACAGGCAGAAAGCGCGCGAGCCGAGAUCGAGAAGGACCUGGAUGACCUGAGCGCGAACCUCUUCAACCAAGCAAACAACAUGGUCGCGGAAGCGCGGAUAGCGCAGGCACGAAGCGAGCGCAAGGCUGAGGAGACGGAGCGCGCUCUGCGGCAGGCCGAGGAGGUCGUCGGCUUGCUACAGGAGCAGAUGCAGGCGCUGCAGGGGGAGAAGGAGCGCGCAGGCAGGGCGGUCGAGGAGAUGAGGAUCACGAUGGGCAAGGGCAAGUGGGUGGAUAGGCCGCAUGAAACGAUGCAAAGCUCGCGUCCACGACUGCUGUCAUCGCACGCACCGUACCAGGAGUACCUCAUGUUCAUCUCGCACCUACGCACAAUCCGGCCCGCGAGCCAGCACCCACCGGCCAUGUCAACGCUGCUACCAUUACCAUUCCUCGCCCGGCUAGUCACGGAAGACUCUGACCCCACCGUUCGACUGGACCUCGCACCUUCGCUCAACUGGCUCUCAAGGAGAUCAGUUAUAUCUGCCAUUCACAGCGGCCAGCUUACUGUUGAGCCAAUGUCCACCCCCGUUCUAUUGGAAGAGCUCGCUCCAUCCACGAUACCCGGCGCACAUCAUACCCAAAUCUCGUGUGCACUCUGCGGCACGUCUAUCAUCUCGCCACCUCAAUCUGACUCGCCCACUGCAGUAGCGUUCCCCUCAACAGGUGGUCCAGUGCGACCGCACGGCAACAGCUCAUGGUCGUCUUCUUUAUUCAAGAAUUCGAUUGUCCAGACGAUCUCGGCAGCCAACCAUGGUGUCCUUACCCACUCCCGUAGUCAGUCACCCGCACCGCCAAUAAUCUCAGAGCCUCCCGCGCAAGUCUACAUAUUCCGCGUUGCUGCGACAUCAUCCGGUCUCCCGGUUUCACUUCCACUCUCGUCGCAGCAAAACAGCGCGCAGAACCGUCCAACAAUAUACCCUUUGUGUACGUCAAAAUGGUGCCUUGCGCGCCUGCGCACUACAUGCUCGAUGUGGGCAUUCGUUCGGACAAGCAUGGUCGAGAAGGUAUGGGAGGAAAGUCCAUAUGUGGCCCCUGUGCGCCCUUCCCCGGCAGGCACCAUCAACGGUAUCAACGGUCUGGAUAAGCAUGACGCGGUGAAUGGCGUGUCAGAAGCCGACAGGAAGCCUACAGUGCCCCCACGGCGGGCGCGCAUGGCGAUCGGUGCGCUCUGGGGCUCAGUGUCUCGUAGUCUGAGCAGUAGCGGGAAGGAGCUCGAGGCAGAGCUGCCGAAGGCGGUUCCUGAGAAGCCCCUGCCUAAGUCGCCGACGACACCACUACUCCCGCCGCCUGUGCACCCCUCACUGUCUGCUCCUGCGAGAACGUCGACUGUCCCUCCGACUCCCCCGCCUUUGCCCAAGAGGAAUCGUGGCAGGGACACGAAGUCAAAGACCAUCGCGUCUCCCAGUGACGAUGCUGAUCCUAGUCCUACUCUCGAUCGCAAAGCCUCGCAAGACGUGUUUACUACACCUGCAGAAGAACCAGCUGCGUUUGUCGAUCUGCGCGUUCCGUCACCGACUAGCGUUCCCUUACCUCCGUCAUCACCGCCUUCUCCAGAGCCACAUGCAUCAGUACAACCACCGUCUACAACACAUCAUAUGCAGGAGGGGACCGGCUCGUCACGUAAUGGGUCUCCCGCUCCCCCACCAUUACCACGCCGCGCGGCCGCACGGCCGCGCCCCGUCUCUGUUAUUGUUCCUCAAGAGCCCGCCGCGCCCUCUGAGACCGAAGCCAACCAACCGGAGUCUGUUGUCAACGAACCGAAGGAGAACGAUGGCACUCUUUCCGUAUUCGGCGAAGUUGGGGAGCAAGCAGUGACCGCAUCUGAAGCCGAAGCGAAGCAGGACACCAACGGCGCGCCUCAAGAAUCUGAGGCCCCGGCAGCCGAAGCACCAGCCGACGUUGCAGUGCAUGAAGAACCUGCUGCGCCUGAUGGCCAGUCCGUAGAGCCGGCAUCGCACGAACAGGAAGAGGAGCAAUCCGCCGUGGAGACCAAGCCAGAGGUGCCGUCUGCGACCAUCGCGGUUCCUGAAACUGCUGACACAACGAAGGUUGACGAAGUCCUGAAUGAGGAUGCCGAUGGCAGCCGGUCUCUGCUAGACACAUCUUCACUCAACGGGCUCGUAGACGGUGUAGAGGGGCAGUCAGUUCAGGAUCGCAAAAACGCGGCCGAUGCGGUCGGCUUGACAGAUCAUCACCCGGCUGCUGAUGCGCAGGUCGAGUUACUCAGCGGCGUGCACGAUGAGCUGACAGAGACUGCAGCGGAUGAACCUGGCUUGUAUGUUGGCGAUGCAACUUGGGAGGAGCGGGCAUGGAAGGAGCUUAUAAAGCUGCGAGAGGAGAUGUUCUGGGCCAGGAUUGGAGGUGUACGGUGA
Molecule: messenger RNA, 2850 nt
Organism: Postia placenta MAD-698-R-SB12
Lineage: Eukaryota; Fungi; Basidiomycota; Agaricomycetes; Polyporales; Adustoporiaceae
Exons: 2
Coding region: 1-2850 (949 amino acids)
Biological process (GO): exocytosis
Cellular component (GO): cell tip; Golgi to plasma membrane transport vesicle
Molecular function (GO): guanyl-nucleotide exchange factor activity
Source: RefSeq, a predicted model, not a curated record